GUGAAAAAUGAUGAAAUAAAGACUUUUGAUGAUUUAUCGUCCAUAACACACGCAUCAGUCAAAUCAGAUAUUCUAGGAAUAGUGAAUGAAGGCUUAAACUGCUAUAUCUCCUCUGUUCUUCAUUUGCUAAGUGAAUCUUUCAAGGACUGUGACCUUUCAGAUCACUUUAUGAUCUGUGAUUCAAAUCCAUCAACCUGUCUUGCCUGUCAGUUAAUUAAAAUUCUUAAUGAAAUGAAGAUGGUUAAAAAUGAGAUAAGAUCGGUUAGGAUAACUGGCCUGCUAGAUUGUAUUUAUGAACAGAUGGGGUAUUUUAAUGCACGAGAUCAGGAAGAUUGCUCUGAAUUCCUUCAAAAGCUUUUAGAAAGACUGGAAUGCUUUGAAGAGUGUAUGCUACUACCCAAAAUUACAGAUAGAUUUGAUUAUCAAAUAAAGACCGUUAUUAACUGUCCAACAAAUACAAUUCGUCCAGUAAGUGCUCACUGUUUAGAAUGCAGCCAGCCUGAUAUUGUUAAUUUAGAAGGCAAAAUACUAUAUACACCUUUUACAAAAAGUAUUAAAAAAAGCCUUGAAUCUCAAAUUGAGUCUAGUAGAAUUGCUUGUAAAUGUGGGAAUGAGACUUAUUCUCGGUGUUACUUCUCAAAGCUCUCUGAUUUCUUAAUUUUGAGUGUUGGAAGAUACAAGCAUGACGAUCAAAAGUGUAUUAAAAUAGAAGAUCCCAUAAAUUCAAGUGUUUUUGAAUUAAAAGAUGGUGCAAAUAGCACUAAAUUUGAAAUUAUUGGGUGUAUUUGUCAUAAAGGUAGUGAAAUGGUAAGUGGGCAUUAUACUUGGUGGGUUAAGUACAAUGGCAAUUUUUACACUGCAAAUGACUCAAUAAUCAGUCCGAGCGAUGAGAAAUACUCACAAAAUGGUAGUUUGUUUUUGCUAAAGGUAACAAAAGAACAGAAAUAA
Molecule: messenger RNA, 948 nt
Organism: Vittaforma corneae ATCC 50505
Lineage: Eukaryota; Fungi; Microsporidia; Nosematidae
Exons: 1
Biological process (GO): protein deubiquitination
Molecular function (GO): cysteine-type deubiquitinase activity
Source: RefSeq, a predicted model, not a curated record